GCCAGAGGCCAAAUGCAGAGGAUGGAAGGAGCUUCCUGAGUCACCUGCCUCCAGCCUCAACCAAGUGGAGGGCGAUCUUUGUGUCUGCCACCCUAGAAGCAGCCCUUAACCCUCUAAGCACCUAGGAAUCCACGCAGUCCCGGACUAUUUGAUUCACCUGUCCCCAGAACACAGCCAGCAGGUCCAUGGCUGGCAGGCCUGUGCCCCCCGGACGUCAGGAAGAGGACACUACCAAAGACCCCGGGCUGAAACUAUCGCUGGUGAGGCCUCCAGGCCACCUGCCCAGUAUCGAUGAGGCCCGACUGGCAGGUCUGGGCCCGUCCUCCCGUCGUGGCUCUGUGUUGGCCCCAGCCUCAUCCUUCUCACGUCGCAACUCGCUGGCAGGACCAGGCGCAGGUCCUGGGGGUCGGCGACCAUCUCUGGGCCCAAUGCCUCCUCUGGGCUCAAGGGUUAGCUUCUCAGGGCUGCCGCUGGCCCCCCUGCGUCAGGUGGCGCCCUCCUACCGCACAGAGCCUGCACCAGGGGAGCGCUGGGAGGCCGCUCGCGUACAGCACUCCCUGGAGGCAGCGCUGGCCACCAGGCUGUGCCACGCCUGCUACUCGGGCACCGAGGCCGGGCCGCUGGCUCGGGAGCUGUGCGAGCUGGUGCGUGUGCACCUGCGUGAGCUCUGUCCCCCGCGCUACAAGCUGGUGUGCAACGUGGUGCUCGGGCCGCGCGCCGGCCAGGGCAUGCACGUGGUCAGCCGCGCACUCUGGGACGCCGAGCGCGACGGGCUGGCCUCCACCACCUUCACCAACGCCUCCCUCUUCGCUGUGGCCGUGGUCCACGGGCUCUACUGCGAGUGAGGAAGCCUCCAAGUUCUGCAAAAACAGUUUAUUAUC
This is a messenger RNA of Ailuropoda melanoleuca (giant panda), 881 nucleotides long. RefSeq names its product dynein light chain Tctex-type 4 (gene DYNLT4). Gene Ontology annotation, cellular component: cytoplasm; cytoplasmic dynein complex. Bases 186 to 845 code for a protein of 219 amino acids. The transcript has 3 exons. NCBI's taxonomy places the organism in Eukaryota, Metazoa, Chordata, Mammalia, Carnivora, Ursidae. Gene Ontology annotation, molecular function: dynein intermediate chain binding. The record is from RefSeq and is a predicted model, not a curated record. Gene Ontology annotation, biological process: microtubule-based movement.